UAAAAGAUACAAUACUUUACAAACUACUGAACCUGAAAGUAGUGUCUUCACUGCUAAACCUAACGAUGAAACACCAGUUAUUAUAAAUAUCGAUCCUUUUUUGCUUAACAAAGGAAAGGGCAAAGAAGUUUUCACAAGUGAAAUAAACUCAGUCAGCACUUCUGACCAUAUUGUGUUGUAUUUGCCAAACACCUAG
Molecule: messenger RNA, 196 nt
Organism: Funneliformis mosseae
Lineage: Eukaryota; Fungi; Glomeromycota; Glomeromycetes; Glomerales; Glomeraceae
Source: the annotation of a GenBank genome assembly